This is a messenger RNA of Marasmius oreades (fairy-ring Marasmius), 1698 nucleotides long. RefSeq lists its product as uncharacterized. The record is from RefSeq and is a predicted model, not a curated record. NCBI's taxonomy places the organism in Eukaryota, Fungi, Basidiomycota, Agaricomycetes, Agaricales, Marasmiaceae. Bases 1 to 1698 code for a protein of 565 amino acids. The transcript is spliced from 16 exons.
AUGGCUUUCCGUACUGCGCACGUUGCUCUCGCCACACAAAAAUCCGCCGGGAACGAAUACUGGAUGCAUCUCACAAUACUCGGCAUAUCUGUCACCCUCUGUUGUAAUUACAACAUUUACAAUGGCCGGCCAAUAGUGACCCUGAGUUUUUCUAUCAUAAUCUCCAAAGCUCCCGGUAUUUAUAAGGGCCUACUCCGUGGUCGAAAAACUCUGGCAACUAUGUCUUUCUGGACCACGACAUACAUCAAAACCGCGAACAUCGACAAAGCCAACCGUGGAGUCUUCCUUACUGCACUCGAGAAAACAUUGGCGUUCACUCAGGAUGCUAUGGCUGGCAUCAGAUGGGAGCGACUGCGAUCUUUAGCUCGUGCCACGGUGCUCAAAACUUUGACCAACAUUGAGCGAGGAGAAUUACAGAUUGUCUGCGGUCAAGAGACCUGGUCGUUUGGCAGACCUUAUCUCCUCACCCUUGACGGCUUUUCUAAGCCACUGGAGGCCACCGUUUCGAUCAUGGACGAAUCCGUAUGGACACGUCUGUGCCUUGACGCUGAUUUUGGAUUUGCGGAUUCCUUCAUGCUUGGCCUCGUUGAAGUUUCUGCAUUGACAGAUGUAUUUCAGAUAUUUGUACUCAAUAGGAAAAAGCUAGCGGAACUUAAUACGGCCAUCUCUCCUAUCUUUAAGUUCAUAAGCUACAUCUCCAAUUUUCGCCUGGCAAACAAGGUUCUAGGCAGUAAAAGUAACAUCUCUGCCCACUAUGAUCUUUCGAACGAUCUCUUUGCAGGUUUCCUCUCCUGGGAUAUGACUUAUAGUUGUGCUAUUUUUGAUGACGAGGCAGGCGGCUAUAAUGGAGAUCUACGCGAAGAGCGGUUCAUUGCACCUCCCCGAAAACACCAAAAGGAGAAACGCAGCUAUCCGCCUGACGAUCUGGAACGUGGCCAGCUCGCAAAGCUUCAUCUUAUUGCCAAGAGAGCCAGGAUAACGAAAGGCUCUAGGGUCCUCGAAAUCGGAUGUGGAUGGGGGAGUUUUGCUAUACUGGUUGCUAGAGAAUAUGGAGCCCAAGUCGAUACGAUCACAAUCUCAGAAGUACAAAAGGUUGCGGUGGAGGAGAACAUCGAGGCCGAAGGGCUUUCGCAUGCAAUAACGGUCCACUUGGUUGACUACCGUGAUAUGCCAGAGGCCUUCCAUCAUGCUUUCGAUGCCGUGGUAUCCAUUGGUGUGAUGGAACAUGUUGGAAUCGAAUACAUGGAUCAAUGGUUCAGACAGAUGUCAUGGGCAAUGAAGGAAGAAAACUCUGUGAAAGCGUUCACAAUGUCGACAGUUCCGGACACACGAUGGGCAAUGUACUCGACGGAAGUUGAUUUUGUACGAAAAUACAUCUACCCUGGUGGCCAACUUUCCUCGGUAGCUACAUUGGUCCAAUCUUGCUGUAAGGCCGGUCUCAACGUUGACACGAUUGAGAACAUUGGUCCUCAUUAUGCCCGAACUCUACGUGAAUGGCGAUAUCGUUUCGAACGCAACUUCAAUACCCAUAUCGCGCCUUCCCUACAAGCCCAAUACCCCUCUCUUACACAGGAAGACGUUGAAAUUUUUCGGCGCAAAUGGAUAUAUUAUUUUGCGUACUCAGAAGCUGGAUUCGGCUUAAAUAGCAUAUCGGAUCAUGUGUUCACGCUAACUCGCGAGGCCAAUCUUCGUCUCUGA